AGUAUCGAGUGGAGGAAGAAGAACAAAAUCAUCGAGAAGGGUUUGCGGGUUUGCAUCACACUAAUAAUCUAGCAAUAAUGAGAUUCAAGAAAGGAAGUAAAGUGGAGGUACUGAGCAAGAAGGAGGUGCCUUCUGGUGCAUGGCGUUGUGCUGAAAUAAUCUCUGGGAAUGGGCACAAUUAUGAUGUUACAUAUGAUUGGACUCCAGCCACCACCGAUGAAGUAGCUUUUCAUAGAGUGUCCAGAAAAGCCAUUAGGCCUUCUCCACCCCUAGUAGAAGGUGCAAACGAUUGGGUGCCUGGUGACCUAGUUGAGGUCUUUGACAACAACUCCUGGAGAAUCGCAUCAAUUUCAAAGGUUAUGGGUGGAAAUCGUUUUGUUGUCAGACUCCUUGGAUCUCUAGGGGAAUUCAGAGUCCACAAAUCUGAUCUCAGGGUGCGGCAGUCUUGGAUAGAUAACAAGUGGGUUGUGGUUGGAAAGGGUUCUGCACAAUGUGAAGAUGGAAAAUCUAACAAAUUAUCAACUUCAAGGUUUUACGAGAAGCUAAACUUCCAGGCACCGCUAAAAAGUAGAACGACAAAUUUGUGUGCAGGAGAUGGUCCUUUACCUGAUGAGUACAACCGUUUCCAGGAGUCCCACAUGGUUUCCUCAAGAACGCGGAAGAGGGGCUCGCCUUAUUGCUCAUCCCAUGUUGAUGCACUUACUGGAGCUAACUGUAAAUUGAGAUUGGUUGAGAAAGAUGGUAGGCGUGAAAGAUUGAUUACAGGGCAUCCAUCUCCAGUCCUUGGAAAGGUAGAUGCUGUUGCAUAUCCACGAGAAAUGCUGGGUGAAAAAUACAUGCAUUCUUCCUUUAACAACAGAACAACCAGAUAUUCUGAAAUGGAUAUGGAGAUGGGAACACAAAAUGGAGAUAUUGGAUGUUUUGUUGCAAGAAGCUUAGAACCUAAUGAUGCUGAGAGUAGUGCAUCCUCUGUUGGUAGUUGUAGCAGUGGUAGCAACAGUCCCUAUGAAUUGCAUACUCGUUCUUUAACAGAUCCUAGUCAAGAUAGAGAUAGUACAUUUGAUGAUGCCGAAUCUUUUUGUGGGUGGGGGUCUGAGGAAAGAAGUCCCCUUCCCACAAAAGAGGAAUUGGCGGCAGAAAUUCAUACAUUAGAGUUGCAUGCCUACCGUUGCACCAUAGAGGCAUUAUAUGCUUCUGGGCCCUUAAGUUGGGAACAGGAAACAUUAGUGACAAAUCUCCGUCUUUCACUCCACAUUUCUAAUGAUGAACAUUUGAGGGAGCUAAGGAACUUAGUUUCCUAUGAAACAAACUUUGCUAUCAGUUGAUGGGAAAUUAGUGUCUUAGUUUGCAAGGGUUCCGUUUUCUUUUUUCUUUCUUAUUCUCUUUUCCCUUACGGUAGGAUCUUUUCCCUUUGCAUUAAUGGUCUUUUAAGUCAACAUUGUAAGAAGUAAACAAUGCGUUCUUAUAUUUUGUAGCUCCUAUUUGGAAAUUCAAUCUGUAAUGAUCUAGAUAUGAUUACAGUGACUUUUGAAAUAUCUGUACCAUAAACUUUUAUAAAGCAAUGGAAUAUCCUACCUUGGCU
Messenger RNA from Telopea speciosissima, 1582 nucleotides. RefSeq lists its product as uncharacterized. The coding region runs from base 78 to 1325 and encodes 415 amino acids. The transcript has 3 exons. The record is from RefSeq and is a predicted model, not a curated record. Lineage: Eukaryota; Viridiplantae; Streptophyta; Magnoliopsida; Proteales; Proteaceae.